AUGUUCUCGUGCGAUCAAUGUGAAAAAGUGUAUACGUCGGUUAAAAAUGUAGUGCGACACAAGAAAGCAGUACAUUACGUUAGUGCUGCAGGACCGUCUUCGUCGGCAAACAAAAGACCUAUUACUACUAUUAAUGCCUCUACUAGUAGUAGCAAUAACGAUAAUUCUAAAAAAAGCAAGCGUAUGAAAAUAUCACGGUUAAGGAGCAUAUCAGAGGUUGGGGAUGAGUUGGCCUCAACGCUCAGGAAUUGUGUUCUGGAAUCUCCUAUUAAAUUCAAUCUGAAGUUGGAGGCGACCUAUAAUAUUCCACACCAGGAGAAUAGUGAAGAAAAUAGGUCGUUUAAAACUGGAGCAAAGGAGAUAUUCCAGGACACAAAUAUUGAGGACGAAAUUGACAAUGCAUUUCGAACAUUACUCACCGAGGAAGAAGAGUACACGGGGCGGGGUUUCAACUUUAUACCCAAAUUACACAAGCCGCACGGGCGAGAAGCACUCCUACAGCAUAAGAAAAUCUGUGGUGAGUACAAGCCUGUAUUACCAAUAAUGCCAGAGGAGGGUACAAAGUUGAAAUUCGAAGCAUGGCAAAAAACCCAAAAAGUUCCGUUUGCAAUUUAUGCCGAUUUUGAGAGCUUGCUGGUGAAGUCCGACAAAACUAUAGGCGCCAACACAGAGGUACUUCAUGAACAUGUCGCAAUGAGCUAUGCGUUCAUCGUUAAAGUAUCAGAUGAGGUACCUCAAGAACUGUUGGAUAUGUACAACAUUCGGAGGUCAAUAGUUUUGCACAGAGGCAGCAGGUUAUCGGAACCCGACGAAGUGGCGAAACGAUUUGUGGCUGACAUAAGCGAGGAGGCAAUGAAAAUUAGCGAGCUUUUAAAAAAUACUAAUGUGCCUUUAAUAAUGAGUGAACAAGAGGUUGCUGCUCAUACUGCGAACACAGCAUGUGAGUUUUGCAAGACGCAGUAUUCAGAGAACAACCUCAAAACAGCCGACCACGACCAUCUGACAGGGAAAUUUAGACGGACCCUAUGCAAUAAAUGCAACUUAAAGCUCGUGACAACAAAGUAUGUACCGUGUUUUAUGCAUAACAUGAGCGGUUAUGACGCUCAUUAUAUCAUCCGGCAAUUAGGAAAUGACAGCAAACGGAUAACGGUGAUACCAAACACGGAGGAGAAGUAUAUUUCGUUCUCAAAGUUCGUUACGAACACUUUCUCCGUCCGUUUUGUCGAUACUUUCCGUUUUAUGGCCGCAAGUUUAGCCUCCCUCUCGGAUAAUUUGCGCACAUCAAACAUAGGGUUGUUCCAUGAGACGGCAAAAGAGUUUGCUGGCUUCGAUAUUAAUUUGGUGACACGAAAAGGCGUUUAUCCAUACUCUUAUACUUCUGAUUGGGAUAAGUUGGAAGAAAGGAAACUCCCGGACAAAAAAGAGUUCUUUAAUGAUCUCAGCGAAUCCCACAUCAGUCAAGAAGACUAUGAUCAUGCAUUAAAAGUAUGGAAGCAGUUUCGUUGUCAAACACUGGGCGAGUAUUCGGAUGUAUACUUAAAAAUAGACACCCUAAUGCUCUGCGAUGUAUUCGAAGCGUUUAGGAACCUUUGUAUGCAUACAUACAACUUAGAUGCCGCUCACUACUUUACAAGCCCAGGUCUGAGCUUCGAUGCCAUGCUACUCUGCACAGGUGUCUCGUUGGAAUUACUCAGUGAUUAUGAGAUGAACCUUAUGUUUGAACGUGGUAUCCGUGGUGGAUUAACCCAGUCGACAUUAAAAUAUGCGAAAGCUAAUAACCCGAAAGCACCUAAUUACGACCCGAAGCUCCCAGACACAUGGAUAAUGUACCAAGAUGUUAACAACUUGUAUGGGUGGGCUUUAUCUCAAUUCAUGCCAUUUGGAGGCUUUAAAUGGGUGACAGAAGAUCCUAAUGAGACUCUUCAAAGACUAGAUGGUAUGGAUGAGCAUUCCUCAACAGGACUAGUUUUUGAGGUUGACAUCUCAUACCCGGAGAGCCUCCACGAUGCACAUAACGAGCUUCCAUUUUUGCCAGAAACUAAAUGCCCGCCCAAUUCAAGAGUGAAAAAGUUGUUAACAACUUUUGAAAAGAAAGAAAAUUAUGUAGUACAUUAUUUAAACUUGAAACAGGCGAUUGCUAAUGGGCUUCGGGUAGAAAAGGUGCAUAGGGUCUUAGAAUUCCAGCAGUCUGCGUGGUUAUCCGUGUAUAUAGAGCUUAAUACAAAAUUGCGACAGGGGGCGGCAAACGACUUCGAAAAAGAUUUUUUCAAGCUUAUGAAUAACUCUGUGUUUGGUAAAUAA
Adelges cooleyi (spruce gall adelgid) is the source of this 2301-nucleotide messenger RNA. RefSeq lists its product as uncharacterized. The coding region runs from base 1 to 2301 and encodes 766 amino acids. Lineage: Eukaryota; Metazoa; Arthropoda; Insecta; Hemiptera; Adelgidae. Gene Ontology annotation, molecular function: nucleotide binding; DNA binding; DNA-directed DNA polymerase activity. The transcript has 5 exons. The record is from RefSeq and is a predicted model, not a curated record. Gene Ontology annotation, biological process: DNA replication.